This is a messenger RNA of Rhinopithecus roxellana (golden snub-nosed monkey), 1953 nucleotides long. RefSeq names its product SH3 domain and tetratricopeptide repeat-containing protein 1-like. Gene Ontology annotation, molecular function: protein binding. The record is from RefSeq and is a predicted model, not a curated record. The annotation marks the transcript as partial. NCBI's taxonomy places the organism in Eukaryota, Metazoa, Chordata, Mammalia, Primates, Cercopithecidae. The transcript is spliced from 3 exons.
CUUGCAGAAAUACCUCCACCUUGCCUGGGCCUGGAGCCACAGGAGACCCUUCCGAAGGUGAGGAAUGUUCUGGAACAAUGCAAGGCCUGCCCAGGUUGCCCCCAGGAGCCAGCGUCCUGGGGUCUCUGUGCGGCAUCCAGCAACGUGAGCUUGCAGGACCCCGAGGAGCCCUCCUUCUGCUUGGAAGCUGAAGACGACUGGGAGGAUCCAGAGGCCCUGAGCUCACGGCUGCUGUUCCUGAACACCUCCGGAUACAAGGCCAGCUUCCGUGGCCUGUACAACGUGGCGCUGCCAUGGCUGAGCGGCAUGUUCUGCAGCUUUAGCGACGAGGAGGAGCUGACUGGGCGCCUGGCACAGGCCCGAGGGGCGGCCAAGAAAGCUGGCCUCCUCAUGGCCCUGGCCAGGCUCUGCUUCCUCCUGGGGCGGCUGUGCUGCAGGAGGCUCAAGCUGUCCCAGGCCCGGGUGUACUUUGAGGAAACACUGGGGACCCUGGACGGCAGCUUCGGGGACCUGUUCCAGGUGGUGGCUGUGUACGUCAACCUGACCAGCAUUUACCGGAAGCAGAACCGGGAGAACUUUACACAGGUGGUUCCCAAAGCCAUGGCCCUGCUCCUGGGGACGCCCGGCCACAUCUGCAGCACCGAGGCGGACGGGGAGCUCCUGCAGCUGGCGCUGCAGUGGGCGGUGGGUGGCCAGAGCCUGCAGGCCGAGGCCCGGGCCUGCUUCCUGCUGGCCAGGCACCACGUGCACCUCAAGCAGCCCGAGGAGGCCCUGUCCUUCCUAGAGCGGCUGUUGCUUUUGCACAGGGACUCGGGAGCCCCAGACGCUGCGUGGCUCUCAGACUGCUCCCUGCUCCUGGCUGACAUCUACAGCCGCAAGUGCCUGCCCCACCUGGUGCUGAGCUGUGUCAAGGUGGCCUCAUUGAGGACACAGGACUCGCUGGCCGGCUCGCUGAGGAGCGUGAACCUGGUGCUCCAGAACGCCCUCCAGCCCCACAGCCUCCCCACCCAGACUUCCCACUACCUCAGGCGAGCGCUGGCCUCCCUAACCCCGGGCACAGGCCAGGCUCUCCGUGGCCUUCUCCACGACAGCCUGGCCCAGCCGUACAGCCACCAUGGCUACCACGGCCCGGCCAUCACCUUCAUGACGCAGGUGGUGGAAGCCAGUGCUGUAGCCGGAGUCUGUGCCAUCGUGGACACCCUGGUGGCCCUGGCCUGGCUGCACGUGCUUCAUGGGCAGAGCCUGGUGGCCUUGAACAUCCUGCAGUCUGUCCAGGAUGCAGUGGUGGCCAGCGAGCACCAGGAAGGUGUGAUUGCCAACAUGGUGGCCGUGGCUCUGAAGAGGACGGGCCGGACGAGGCAGGCAGCCGAGGGCUACUACUGCGCCCUAUGGGUGGUUUGGGACCUGGGCCAGCGGAGGAACCAGGCAGUGGUGCUGGCCAACUUCGGGACCCUGUGCCUGCACGCGGGUGCCAGCAGGCUGGCCCAGCACUACCUUCUGGAGGCCAUGCGUCUGUUCUCGAGGCUUCCCUGUGGGGAGUGUGGCCGGGACUUCACCCACGUACUCCUGCAGCUGGGUCACCUCUGCACCCGCCAGGGCCCGGCCCAGCAGUGCAAGGGCUACUGUGAGUGGGCCCUUCUGGUGGCCGUGGAGAUGGACCACGUGGAGACCCUGCGCACCUGUCAUCCCACUUCACAGAGGACACAGGGGCGGGUGAUUGCCCAAAGCCACAGAGCAGUUCAUGCAAAAGCAGCUCGUGCAGAGUGUGCCAGGCCCCACCCACAAAUGGAGCUGUGGGGAUCCUCGGGAAGAGCAGGUGCUGAGCGCAGGGAAUGCCAGCUGCGGGCCGUCCAGUGGCUGCGCUACUUCUACAGCAUUGUCAUGCCCAGCGAGGCCCAGUGUGUCCUCUACCACGAGCUCCAGCUCUCUCUGGCCCACAAGGUGACCGACAAG